Aspergillus tanneri is the source of this 264-nucleotide messenger RNA. RefSeq names its product Lysophospholipase 1. NCBI's taxonomy places the organism in Eukaryota, Fungi, Ascomycota, Eurotiomycetes, Eurotiales, Aspergillaceae. The transcript has 2 exons. The record is from RefSeq and is a predicted model, not a curated record. Bases 1 to 264 code for a protein of 87 amino acids.
AUGGAGUACUCCGACUCCGAGCGCGACGAUAUCAUCCUGAAUGGCUAUAACGUCGUCACUCGCGAACGAACCGGUACCACCCUGCCUAAGGCCUGCGAGACUUGUUUCAAAACUACUGCUGGAACGGCACCGUCGAUAGUCGGGGCCGAAGAAUUACGAACCGGGUUGCAGAUGGAGGAGGCUGCGUCUUCUGCUACCCGCGGGCAUCUGAAUCGGUAUUCUGCGCUGAUUGCUGUCUCGGUCGCGUUCUUGAUGACCAUAUAG